Macrosiphum euphorbiae (potato aphid) is the source of this 228-nucleotide messenger RNA. NCBI's taxonomy places the organism in Eukaryota, Metazoa, Arthropoda, Insecta, Hemiptera, Aphididae. The record is from the annotation of a GenBank genome assembly.
AUGGACAAAGUGAAUCAUCAGUGGAACAACGUAACUAGUAUAAAAUGGAUUGAACGUAUAAAUACCACCAAAUUUUGGAAAGAAGUUGAUGAUUAUGUCGAUGCUUCUGGAAAUAAUCAUUUUAAUGAACUUUGUAAGCUAAGUAAGCGUAUUAUUGUGCUUCCGUUUUCAAAUGCAGACGUAGAAAGGUUAUUCAGCCAAAUGAAUAUCGUUAAAAGCAAGUUGUGA